Molecule: messenger RNA, 1059 nt
Organism: Drosophila busckii
Lineage: Eukaryota; Metazoa; Arthropoda; Insecta; Diptera; Drosophilidae
Product: transcriptional adapter 1
Exons: 2
Coding region: 69-1010 (313 amino acids)
Biological process (GO): regulation of transcription by RNA polymerase II
Cellular component (GO): SAGA complex
Molecular function (GO): transcription coactivator activity
Source: RefSeq, a predicted model, not a curated record
UAAACAAAUAAACACAAAACGUCUGCCUCUUUAUCAGAGGCUCUAAAUCAUAAUAUAAAUAAAUUGAAAUGAGUUCGUUAACUGAAAAGUUGCUUGUGGCGAAGGAUGCGCUAGUGUCGGCCCUGGGUGACAACUGGGAAGCCUAUAGGUCAAAUAUGAAGAGCUGGUUUCGCAAUCGCUGGACCAAGGAACAAUUUGACACUGAAUGUCGUAAAAUAAUGACACAAGAGAACAUACAUUUACACAAUCAGUUCUUGCUGGCGAUGCUAAACAAAGUCGAUGCAUUUUCCCAGCCAGAAACACUAAGUACACUACAGCCAGCCGGUCGUGUCUCUGCCAGCGCCAGCAGCAGUCGGAAACGCAAGCGCAGCUCACGUAAUUUUGCAGAUCGCAUCAACUUUGAACUCUGCGAUGUGAUGGAGUUCAUUAAGGAGGACAAUAUGCAGUUAAUACGCGCACCCACAUUAGGCGUAGAUCAAACUCUGCAGCAACAACAGCAGCUUCCAAGUCAACGUUACUGUGCGCAGGAGUUGUUUCUGCCUGAUUCUGGCUUCAUAAUGGGACGUUUUCUCAUAGGCGCCUGGGAAAUAGGCCUCAUAUCGGUGGACGACAAUGUGGCCGAAUAUGUAGCUAUGGCUGUUCAGGUAAUGCUCAAGGACUUGAUCUCAGCUAUUAUCAAGAAACGCAAGCAUUAUAAAACCAGCGGCGAGGGAAACUUUUACUAUGAUGUGGGUGCCCAGCUGCGCGAUCCUUCACUGCGCAAUACUGUAACAAGGCAAAAGGUGGAUGAUACACCGUUGGAACAUGACAAGGAGCUGAAUACGGCCAACUUUAUGCGGCGACAGAACGAUGAUAUCGUCUUUCUUUCCGCCUGCGAGCAAGUGGAGCCCACCGAGCGCACUGUAAUUACGCUCAGGGACUGCCAACAUGCCUUUAGAGAUCGCAAUCUUAUAGGCUCCCAUGCCAUCUACUCAAUUAACAUGGAACGCUUGAAUAUGAUGAUGCAUUAGUUUAGCUUUAUUUAUUAUUAUAAUUAGACUUGCAGAAAACUUAGAUAUU